Molecule: messenger RNA, 351 nt
Organism: Penicillium lagena
Lineage: Eukaryota; Fungi; Ascomycota; Eurotiomycetes; Eurotiales; Aspergillaceae
Product: mitochondrial 54S ribosomal protein bL34m
Exons: 1
Coding region: 1-351 (116 amino acids)
Biological process (GO): translation
Cellular component (GO): ribosome; mitochondrial large ribosomal subunit
Molecular function (GO): structural constituent of ribosome
Source: RefSeq, a predicted model, not a curated record
AUGGUCUCGUCCCGCUCCUUCUCCUCAACCCUCUUCUCAAGCCCAAUCCGCCAGCUGCAGCCAACACCACAGACCAGCACCAGCAGCCGCAUCAUGUCUUCUCGACUCCCGUCCACAGCAAUCCCAUCCGUAUCGUCAUCGUUGUCACUAUCACCAGUGACGUCCCUCCUCCAAUCCCAAUCCCGCGCCUUCUCCUCAACGCCCAACCUCGGCGUGCGCCGCUCUACCUACAACCCUUCGCGCCGGGUGCAGAAGCGACGGCAUGGGUUCCUGUCGCGGUCAAAGACCAAGAAUGGGCGGAAGAUUAUCCAGCGCCGGAGGUUGAAGGGGAGGAAGAACAUGAGUUGGUAG